This is a messenger RNA of Alternaria arborescens, 1905 nucleotides long. RefSeq lists its product as hypothetical. Lineage: Eukaryota; Fungi; Ascomycota; Dothideomycetes; Pleosporales; Pleosporaceae. The record is from RefSeq and is a predicted model, not a curated record. The transcript has 2 exons. Bases 1 to 1905 code for a protein of 634 amino acids.
AUGUCCAGAUAUCAGCCAUUAGAGCGGACUGUGAAGACAUAUUCGCCUGUACCAGAGGAAUCUGAACUUCUUCAUGAGAUACGUGUGCUUCAAACUCGUGCGAAUGAGUUAGAGAAGCAUAUCGUGAGGAGCACUGUCCCAGUCCAACAUCUAGGCCACAGUGACAGCGAGACCUUCUUGUCACAGUCCAGUCUCAACCUUGCGGAAGAAUACCCCAAAACGAUCGGACAGUCCGAGAUCCACAGGGUAAAAAACAUCGUCGACCAUCUCGAGUCUGUCUCAAUGGGGCAAAGCUCUCUCGAAUCCUUCUUUACAGAUGAGUUGGACUUCAGAAUUGGAAAACUUCGAUCGAUACCACAAGCACCCGCUUUCACGAAACAAAAUGGAAGGCUAGUGCCGUGUAUAUGGCUGCCACUACGGGAAGAGGUCAUGAAGCUGCUCGAUUACUACGUCACAGAGCUCAACUACAUUCAGCACGUCACGCAUUAUCCCUCGCUAACAGCUACAUUUAACGAAGUGUACGACCAGAUUGAGAGUCGUGAAUUUGUUCAGUCUGGCAAGGUUGUUCUUCUGCUUGGUAUCAUCGCUCAUACGACGCAUGUUUGGACCGCGCCGAAGAACUUGGAAAGCGAGCUCCCCUUGUUUCUAUCUUCGUCGCAAGCCCGUUCUCAAACAUCCGUUUGGAUCAAAGCCACAUAUACAGCACUAAAUGCUAGCCAAGAAGGCAAUGCGCUAGUGUUAGAGACCAUACAAGGCAUCGCCAUCUUGUCAUACGUUAUCUGCAACAUGGAGGGUGUUUCGUUACGAUAUCGGUGCUUGAUAUCGACCGGUUUAUUACUUGGCCGUGAACUGGGUCUACAUCGAACCGACCAUGAAUCCAAUAUUACUACGGCAGGAACGCUCAAAGCUGAGAUUGGUCGUCGUGUUUGGUGGUAUCUGACUUCUACAGAUUGGUUACUUGCAGCAAGAUAUGGUGGGUCUGGCGAAAACGUAUACCAGUCUAACCCGCUGCAUAUGAACGUGAACAAGCCGCUGAACAUCAACGACGUUGACUUAUCUACCGACGAGGCCCAGCAAUCUCGGCCAUUAUCACAACAGACAGAUAUGUCGUACUUCCUUCAGCGCAUCCGUCUAUCAGAAAUCUCACGUAGCAUUGUCGAUCAAAUCAACUCCGACCCAUCCAAUCGCCGCGCUAACAUUAUGACAAUGGAUGGCCAGCUCGUCGAAAUGAUGAACGAAGUUCCUGCAUUUUUGCUGCUGAACAGUUACCAGGACACCAUCGGCUGUACAAACUUGAACCACUCGUUCGUUCAAGCCUAUUUCCUCAACACUCUUCUCCACACCCAACGCUGCAAACUUCAUCUAGCAACUCUCACGUGCACGUCCAACAUGGAUCCAACGUACACGUCCUCUCAUGCCGCAUGUCUCCAAUCAGCGCGCCAGUUACUUCAUAUCGAGACAACACUUCUACGUUCUCAAAAUCCCUUCGCGCGCCGUCCCCAGCGACCUCCAGCCGGUCUGUACAGUAUCUUCGUUGCCACUAUCACUCUACUUAUGGAUGUUUGUCUCAACAAGCCAAGUGAAAUACCAGCCAUGCUUCAAGCAGGUGACCUAGUGGAAGGCCUACAGAUGAUAGCAGAUGCAAGGGAAGAUUCACUGGCAGCAGCGAAACUAUACGAGUCACUCAUGCAGAUCAUAGGGAGAUAUGCAGAUGCUCAACACCCAGCAGAGCACAACUUAAGUGCGACAGACAUUCACGCUACUGCAGGGACUCUCUCGGGUUUACCGUCGGAUGUUUUGCGAGAACAGCAGUCAUAUUCUUCGCAGAUCAACGACGCAAUACAUCUCGACCUGGUCGAAUGGGAUGAUCUGUUCUCCAGCGUUUCUUCAUCCCCCUUCUUUUGA